Molecule: messenger RNA, 2019 nt
Organism: Pipistrellus nathusii (Nathusius's pipistrelle)
Lineage: Eukaryota; Metazoa; Chordata; Mammalia; Chiroptera; Vespertilionidae
Source: the annotation of a GenBank genome assembly
AUGGACUGGCAGGCGGCGGCGGCGGCGGCGAGCAGCGAGGGCGCCGGGGGGCCGGGGCCGGGGCCGGCUGGGGGCUGGAGACCCCCUCGGGUCGCGGGGGCCCCGCCCACCGGCUCCAGGCAGGCCAGCGUGGAGACCCUGGACAGUCCCACAGGAUCACAUGUUGAAUGGUGUAAACAGCUUAUUGCUGCUACAAUUUCUAGUCAGAUUUCAGGUUCAGUGACAACAGAAAAUGUAUCCAGAGAUUAUAAGGUUUUCAGGAGGCCUGAUAUAAGGGCUCUAAGGGAUGGGAAUAAGCUGGCACAGAUGGAAGAAGCACCGCUUUUUCCAGGAGAAUCCAUCAAGGCCAUUGUGAAAGAUGUCAUGUAUAUCUGCCCAUUUAUGGGAGCUGUGAGUGGAACGCUGACUGUGACGGACUUUAAGAUGUACUUCAAAAAUGUAGAGAGGGAUCCACAUUUUAUCCUGGACGUUCCCCUGGGAGUGAUCAGCAGAGUUGAGAAGAUUGGAGCACAGAGCCAUGGGGACAAUUCUUGUGGUAUAGAGAUAGUGUGCAAGGAUAUGAGAAACUUGCGACUUGCUUAUAAACAAGAAGAACAGAGUAAACUAGGAAUAUUUGAAAACCUCAGUAAACAUGCAUUUCCUCUUUCCAACGGGCAGACACUCUUUGCAUUUAACUAUAAAGAAAAAUUUCCAGUUAAUGGAUGGAAAGUUUAUGAUCCAGUGGCUGAAUAUAAAAGACAGGGCUUGCCAAAUGAGAGUUGGAAAAUAGCCAAAGUAAACAGUAAUUAUGAGCUCUGUGACACUUACCCUGCCAUCAUUGUUGUGCCAACUAAUGUAAAAGAUGAUGACCUUGCAAAAGUAGCAGCCUUUCGAGCAAAAGGCAGAGUCCCUGUGUUGUCAUGGAUUCAUCCAGAAAGUCAGGCAACAAUCACUCGGUGCAGCCAGCCACUUGUGGGUCCCAGUGAUAAACGCUGCAAAGAAGAUGAAAAAUACUUGCAGACAAUAAUGGAUGCUAAUGCACAAUCUCACAAACUUAUCAUCUUUGAUGCCCGGCAAAUCAGUGUCGCCGAUACCAACAAGGCAAAGGGUGGAGGAUAUGAAAGUGAAAGUGCUUACCCAAAUGCAGAACUUGUCUUCUUGGAGAUCCACAAUAUUCAUGUGAUGAGAGAGUCACUACGUAAAUUAAAAGAGAUUGUGUACCCUUCCAUUGAUGAGACUCGGUGGCUAUCCAAUGUGGAUGGCACACAUUGGCUGGAGUAUAUCAGGAUGCUUCUUGCCGGGGCAGUGAGAAUUGCUGAUAAAAUAGAAUCUGGGAAAACCUCUGUGGUGGUGCGUUGCAGUGAUGGUUGGGACAGAACAGCCCAGCUGACAUCUCUGGCUAUGCUGAUGCUGGACAGUUAUUACCGUACCAUUAAAGGAUUUGAGAUUCUCAUAGAAAAGGAGUGGAUAAGUUUUGGACAUAAAUUUGCACUGAGAGUGGGCCAUGGCAAUGACAACCAUGCAGACGCUGACCGGUCUCCAAUAUUUCUUCAGUUUAUUGAUUGUGUUUGGCAAAUGACAAGACAGUUUCCUUCAGCGUUUGAAUUUAAUGAGCUAUUCUUGAUUACAAUCUUGGAUCACCUUUAUAGCUGUCUCUUUGGGACUUUCUUGUGCAAUAGUGAACAGCAGCGGCUCAAAGAGGAUAUACAUACGAAGACUAUAUCCUUAUGGUCUUAUAUCAAUAGUCAGCUCGAUGAAUUUUCUAACCCCUUCUUUGUGAAUUAUGAAAACCACGUCUUAUAUCCUGUUGCUAGUAUGAGUCAUUUGGAAUUAUGGGUAAACUAUUACGUGCGAUGGAAUCCACGAAUGAGGCCUCAGAUGCCAAUUCACCAAAAUCUCAAGGAGCUGCUGGCUGUGAGGGCGGAGCUGCAGAAGAGGGUGGAGGACCUGCAGCGGGAGGUGGCCACUCGAGCCUCAUCCCCAUCUGAGCGGGGUUCCUCGCCUUCCCACUCAGUCACACCCGUGCACACCUCAGUCUGA